Marchantia polymorpha subsp. ruderalis is the source of this 4814-nucleotide messenger RNA. The record is from the annotation of a GenBank genome assembly. NCBI's taxonomy places the organism in Eukaryota, Viridiplantae, Streptophyta, Marchantiopsida, Marchantiales, Marchantiaceae.
CCGCCGUAAGAGUGGAAAGUUUCUGCCUCUGCAAAACUGGGUGAAGCCAGAGAAGGAUCAGCAAUUAGAGGCGGAGGAAAACGUCUGGAGUUAAAGAGGUGUUAGACGUCCAGAUCUCCAGGUUUGGCCUGUAUAAUGUGUAACGUCACACCAAAAGCGGCAAAACUCCUUUCUUAGGGUUUCACCUAUCGGUCGGACUCCUUGGCCCCUCGGUAAAGGGUAAAAUAGCAGAGCGCUUUGCACGGCUCAAGGCACGAAUUCGAGGCGCGCGCAGGGGAGAAUAUAAGCAAUACCUAAAAAUGGUCUUGCAGUCUGUGGCCCUUGACUUCGCCAGAUUUUGGAUUGUGGAUGGAAUUUCAGAAGACGUAUGGAACAGAAACUCUAUAUAAGUCAAUGCAAGAACAGCUGUUCGAACGCAACUCGGUCUAGUAUUCCAUGUAGUCAAAGAAUUUCGUUGGAGUUCCUUGUUUGCAGAUUAGGGGUCGAUAAAGAAGCUCAAGUUCGCAUCAUUCGACGUGGGCUGGUGAGAGAACGUGAAAGAAAUGGCAUCAUCACAGAAGGCUUUUAUCGAAACUAUUCGAAAAGAGAAAUUCAGCAUCGGAGCAGACAGACCGAACCCCUUGGCAGAGAGUCUGCACCAGGCAAUAAAAUGUCUAUCUGCCGAGCUCUACCAGAAAGAUAUACACUUUAUAUCUGAACUAAUCCAGAAUGCCGAGGAUAAUAGUUACGCAGCUGGAGUGGAGCCCCAGCUGGAUAUGCUUCUGACUGCGGACGACAUAACUGGAGUCGGAGCUCCGGCAACGCUCAUUCUCUGCAACAACGAGCGCGGGUUUGAGGAGCGCCAUAUUGCGGCUCUGUGCAGCAUUGGGCAGUCCACGAAGAAAGGACAGCGGAACGAAGGAUACAUAGGAGAGAAAGGAAUCGGGUUCAAGAGCGUGUUCUUGGUGACGAGCACGCCUUAUAUAAUCAGUAACGGGUUCAGAAUAAGGUUCAGCGACUCCGGAGUCGAGAGCAAUGGCUCCAUGGCCGAAAUCGGCUACAUUGUUCCAGAAUGGGUCGAAAGACCGACCGACGAGACUCUCAGACCGUACUCGCAUCAAUUUGGCUGCCGUCCGAGCACGGUCAUCGUCCUACCCCUGAAGCCCGACAAGAUAUCUUCCGUGAAAGCGGAACUGAAGAGCUUUUCCGCUGAGACGAUUUUGUUUCUACGACGCAUAACCUGCAUACGAAUCCGCCACAUGGACGGGGAACUUGUGACCAUGAGACGAUCAGAUUCGUCGCGGAAGAAGGUCGAGAAGCCCGCUGCCGACAUGUUCUGGACGCAGUUGUCGCUGGUCAGGUCGCCAGGGAACACGAAGGAGUCGUGCGACUACUUUGUAUGGGAGCAGAGAUUUCCCGUGACGUCUAGCGUGGAUCAGAGACUAGAGGUUACCUCGUGGGCCCUCACUCUGGCCUUCCCCGCGCAACAACGCAUCGCGUGCAGCUCUCACGGUGACAUUUUCGCAUUCCUGCCGUCGCAGGUACGAUCGGGGCUCCCGUUUGUCAUCAACGCCGAUUUUCUGCUGGUGAGCUCCAGGGAAACGCUCCGCUACGACAGUCCUUGGAACAAGGGCAUUCUGGGCUGCGUGGCCACGGCGUUUUGCGCCGCAAUGGAAUGUCUCCUGCGCGAGUCCGCCAGCGCCAGUGGGACGGGCAAUUCCAGGACCAUCGCAGUUCAUCAAGUCUACAAGUUCGUCCCCGUGGAUAAGUGCCCGAUUCCCCAGCUGGAGGAAGUGCGUUCCAGCAUUGUGAGCCGCUUGCAGCGCAUGGAGAUCGUGCUGGCUGCUGCUAAUGUAGGCUCCAACUUCGUGAAAGGAUCGUUUUUUCAUCCUUCCAAGUGCCGACAGAUUUCUUCAACCUUGAGGGAGAUUCUAGUGAAGGCUAGCCUUGACGAAACGAUCUCAAAAUGCGUGAGCCGUUCGUCUUGGGUGGCCGUGGAUGCCCUUGUCCAAAGUAAUCAUAAAGAACAGCUACGUCAGCUGCAGGUGCCGCAACUGAGCGACCAGGAACUCCUCGAGAUACUGGAUGACUCAAAUUGGCUCCUCCGUAUUAGCGAGCAGUUGUAUCUGGAAGUUCUGGAUAUCGUCUCCUCCUUGACUGACAGAGUCGGCCUCGAUCGAACCAGAUACUUGACUAUAGUGAAGUACGAGGGAGAGAGAGGAGCGGUGGGACUCUUCUCCCUGAGGCAAAUAACGGAAGAGAACAUAAUCAUGUACAUGUCACCCCCGGACUGUGGAGAUUACCUGAGCCCGUGGAUGCUGAAAUUUAAUCCGUAUAUCAAGUAUCGAUUCAUGCCUCAACAACUCGUCAAGGCCAUGAAGGAGGCCAGAAACAAGGCAGGAGUAGCAUGGUUGAAGGAUGUCGCGAAGGUCCAGGAAAUAGACGUGAAGGCGUUUGCGAAGGGAUUGGUGGAUAGAAGCAACUCCACUCCUCCGAUGCCACACGAGAAGGAGUACAUCCUUCUCGUGUGGGAGUUCAUUUACUCUUCGAUUCAGGCAGGAGUCUUGAAUAAAGCAAGUGUGCCUCCGCCGUCUGGCUCGAGAGGCUUCGCCAUCGUUGACGAGAGCGGGCUCGUGAAACGGAACUAUACUCGAGAGGACUAUAACUAUGACUUAAGGAAGUCAAUGGUGCUGCUCCCCGCUAGCUGCAGCGAGUGGCCACUGCUACUGAGCGACAGGGCGUGGCCCAGUGAUCCGAGGAGCAGGAUCAGAAUGUCUGAAGAGUAUAUCAAUGUCUGCCUGGCAUACUCAGAGAAUCGGAGCCGCGAUCUGGUUGUCCUGAAAACAUUUUUCAGUGACACCUUCGGAGCGCGUGAUCUGCCCUAUCUCCCUCUCGUCGAUGAGCCAUUUCCAGGGCUGGAGGAUCUCAGCUCCGCUCAGAGUCUACUUUUGUUUCGAUGGCUGGAAAACCACCUCGGGUCCUUCGACUCGUGCAACAAAUUCUGGUCGAGCUUCAUGACGACGGCAUGGGUGCACACGGACGAACACGGCCUCCAGCUUCCGAAAAACUGCCUCAUGCCCCACGUAGAUCUGCUGAGGUUACUCGAUCGAUCUGAAGUCCCCUACGUAAGUGUAUCGUUCUACGGAGACGUCAAUCCUUUUUCGAGAGUUCUUUGUAAGCUGGGAGUUCUUAAGGAGCCCGAGUCGGCGUGUACAGCCGUAUUCAAACAGAUCAGACGCCUGAUCAAAGAAUGUAGUGCCGGUCUCAGGUCUGUCGACAGGUCUCUAGUAGAAAAAUAUUACCAUAUUCUGAACGGUUUUUGCUGGAAACCGACAACAUCUCAAUUCCGGAAAAUGAAGAUAUACAUCCCAGCCGGAGGUGUUGCGAGCGACGGCCCAGCUUCAUGGCGGAGUCCUGAGGACUGCAUUCUCGUUGAUAAAAAUCAACUCUUCAAAGGUGUGCUCCCCUCUCUGGGUGAAAUCUACAGCUCAAAGCUGCUGUUAUUCUUUGAGAAGACGCUCGGUGUCCCGAGAAACGUACACUUCUCCCGGUAUUACGAUCUUUGGAUCCGAUGGUACGAGGAUGGGAUGCACUACUCCGUCGGAAAUUGCGCCAAGCUGUGGGAGAAGAUUGCAACCUGCUGGAAGAUGUGCGACGCGACCGUCAAAGAAAAGUUUAAGGUCAAGGCUAUGAUACUAACGGCGACUGGUAAAGAGCUGCAGUAUACGACUCCCGCUGCUGCAUUCAUCCCCGAUGAUUUAACUCGGAGGAAAUUAUUCAUGGUUCACACUAAUACUCCUGCUUUCGUGUGGUAUCCUGCGGGCUCUUCAGCCUACGAAGCGGAGCUGAACGACGUGUACACAUUCCUCGGAGUGAGAAGAUUAUCGGAAUGUAUAAAGACCGACGUUGAAAUGGAUCCUGGUAAGCUUUGCAUCUGUAAGUUGACGAAAGAUCCGAUGUUCGUAACCAGCGGGCUGCUUGUUGCCAUUCUGGGAUUCAUAUCAAGAACAAAAUAUGGCUUGUCCUCUAGAGGGAGGCAGGCUGUCCUGCAACCGCUACUCGAGACAGUGGAGAAGGAAAUUUUUUAUACAUUUCCCAUCUCCUACACUAUAAGGUCGGACGUGUCAUCAGCCACGACCACAGUGGAGCAGCAGCUGCUGGGAUUCUGGGACCAAAGCGUGCUGUACAGGGUCCAAGACAGAGAGCUGCUUGCCGACGCUACGGUUCGGCGCGAGAUGCAGACGCAGGUGUUGGAGACCAUGUGCUCGAAGAUUUUACCCGACUCCCCAUCCAUAGCCUGCAGCCUCGUCAACUUCCUCAAGACGCUCGUCGAAUGUAGAUUUGACGAAGCAGCUGUCGAGCAUGAGCUUCAACGCAAGAAUCUCAAGCUCUACAAUGAAGACUUCGAGUUCUUGCGCGAUGGUCCAAAUGCUUCCUUACGCCCGCAAUCGGAAGGCUUCCGGUCCUUAAUUCUGAUGUGAGCCCGAGCCGUCGUAGGCCGACGUGGUUCCAGAGCAGGAGAAAUUGUCGACACGUUUCGCAGUGGAUCAGAGCCAGCCCAGAAGCUCUUACCUCUGGAGUCCCAGCGGAUUCUUUUUAUAAAGGUUGUCUUCCAGGUCCAUUCUUUCAGUCAACGAACGAUGGCAAGGGUAUAGAAAUAUUUGUUUCAGGAAGUAGAAAAUAUUAUGGUUUGUAUUUUAUGGGGGUUGAAUUUGGUUGCUUGAUAUAGUUCGGUAAUUUUCGAUUCUCCACAAACAUAGAAAACAUCAUGCAGUUUGAACAAGAUGGAACGUAGGGCAUUAGAUAUAUCGUAGCGUUGAUACUAUUUUGAUUCC